AGGAGAAAAAGAUCUCGAGCAGACCCAAGUCAACUAAAUUGUGAUAGUGAUGAUGAUGGUGACGAUGAAGCGCGAGCCCUAAUUAAGGAGAAAAAAGGACCUCAGGCACUCAGUGAUGUGGAAAAAAAGGGCUCAUCAUUGUGGUGUAUUUUUUUAAGGACAGCUCGCUCUGUGAGCAGAUGACUGCCGCUCACCUUGCCACGGGGUCUGCGUGAGAUUGGUUCAUUGUCAAGGAUUUUUUUUUUACCCAUGAUUCCAUAUGGUAUGGAGUGGGCUACAUGUUGCCCAACAUGCCAGUGCAAAUGUUUUCUCAAUUAGGUGUCUUAUCUCCGGUGAGUGCACUAGCAUCAGAUGAAGCUUGCUGACAGCGUAAUGGCAGCUAAAACCUCGGAAGGCUCCAUCAAAUGGCAGCUCUGCUACGACAUCUCGGCCAGGACUUGGUGGAUGGAUGAAUUUCAUCCCUUCAUCGAGGCUUUGCUGCCACACGUCCGCGCGUUCUCCUACACCUGGUUCAACCUUCAGGCCCGCAAACGCAAGUACUUCAAGAAGCACGAGAAGCGCAUGACGAAGGACGAGGAGCGCGCCGUCAAAGACGAACUCCUGGGCGAGAAGCCCGAGAUCAAGCAGAAGUGGGCGUCCCGUCUGCUCGCCAAGCUCCGCAAAGACAUCCGGCCGGAGUUCCGCGAGGACUUCGUGCUCACCAUCACGGGGAAGAAGCCUCCGUGCUGCGUGCUGUCCAACCCCGACCAGAAGGGCAAGAUCCGCCGCAUCGACUGUCUGCGGCAAGCCGACAAAGUCUGGCGCCUGGACCUGGUGAUGGUUAUCCUGUUCAAGGGAAGCCCGCUGGAGAGCACGGACGGAGAGAGGCUGGUCAAAUCACCGCAGUGCUCCAACCACGGCCUCUGCGUGCAGCCGCACCACAUCGGAGUGUCCGUCAAAGAACUGGACCUGUAUCUGGCCUACUUUGUCCACACGCCAGAAACGGGGCAGUCUGAAAGUCCGAACCAGCCUAGUGAAGGUGACAUCAAGGACCAGCCAGAAAAUGGGCACCUUGGCUUCCAGGACAGUUUCGUCACAUCAGGUGUCUUCACCGUCUCUGAGCUCGUGCGAGUCUCACAGACCCCCAUCGCGGCAGGGACGGGGCCCAACUUUUCGUUGGCAGACUUGGACAGCUCUUCCUACUACAGUAUGAGCCCUGGGGCCAUGAGGCGCCCCCUACCCAGCACUUCUUCUAGCAGUUCUGCAAAGCGUAUCAAAUGCAUGGAGGAUGAGGUGGACAGCCCGGGAGAGGAGUCCUACUACCCAGGUCAGGGACGCUCGCCUGGAAGCGGCAGCCAAGCCAGCAGCUGGCAUGAAGUNNUGCCAGGGAUGCCAUCGCCUACCACAUUAAAGAAGUCAGAGAAGUCUGGUUUCAGCAGCCCUGUGCCUUCGCAGACCGCUUCCCCUCGAACGGCAUUCACACACCAUCAUCGACCUGUCAUUACAGGACCCAGAGCGAGUCCUCACGCCACGCCGUCAAGUCUUCAUUUCCCGACGUCGCCAAUCAUCCAGCAGCCCGGCUCGUACUUCUCCCACCACGCCAUCCGCUACCACCCCCAGGAGACACUCAAGGAGUUUGUCCAACUUGUCUGCCCUGACAGUGGUCAGCAAGCUGGACAGGUGGGCUUCCUUAAUCCCAACGGGAGCAGUCAAGGGAAGGUGCACAACCCGUUCCUGCCCACCCCCAUGUUGCCGCCUCCUCCUCCUCCCCCGAUGGCACGACCCGUGCCCCUGCCCGUGCCAGACUCCAAACCUCCCUCCACCUCCACCGAGGGAGGCGGCAACUCCCCCACCUCGCCAACCUACUCCACACCGAGCACGUCUCCUGCUCAGCGCUUUGUCAGCGUGGGCCCCAGAGACCCCAGCUUUGUAAAUAUCCCUCAGCAGCCUCAGGUGAGUACACAUGCACAGAUCCUCCGAAUCCCUGAAAGUCCAUCAAGAGUGCUUGUUGUCUGUCAUAAUAGGCUUUCAGCGCCGUUAUGCCAGCUCGUAUAACUCCCUCGCUCACCG
Puntigrus tetrazona (Sumatra barb) is the source of this 2049-nucleotide messenger RNA. Its product is annotated as nuclear factor 1 A-type-like. NCBI's taxonomy places the organism in Eukaryota, Metazoa, Chordata, Actinopteri, Cypriniformes, Cyprinidae. The transcript is spliced from 10 exons. Gene Ontology annotation, cellular component: nucleus. Gene Ontology annotation, molecular function: RNA polymerase II cis-regulatory region sequence-specific DNA binding; DNA-binding transcription factor activity, RNA polymerase II-specific. Gene Ontology annotation, biological process: regulation of transcription by RNA polymerase II. The coding region runs from base 352 to 2034 and encodes 560 amino acids. The record is from RefSeq and is a predicted model, not a curated record.